GUGAAUGGUUAUCAAAGCUUUCCAGUAAAUCGAAAACCAGGUUUAGCUAUGAAACUUUAUCUGCUAACCAUUAUUGCCGUGUUGGUCCUUUUGGUCCUUCCACCGCCCGCAAAUGCGCAAGGAGAAGGGGAGAGUACCAGCGAGGAACCACCACCGUCAAAUUCUACAAUUCCUCCAGGUCCUCCAGGCCCUCCAGGUCCUCCAGGCCCUCCAGGUCCUCCAGGCCCUCCAAGUCCUCCAGGCCCUCCAAGAGCUCCAGGCCCUCGACCAGGCGCUUAAUUCUUAUGUCCAACAGCUAGACUAUCCAGAUUUGUUGAAAACGAAAAUGAAGCACAAAUACCAAUAUCUCGCAACUCCUUGUUCCCACUUUCUUCUGUUGACUCUGAUGACGAUGUUAGCCCACGUGUGCAGGAUGAAGAUGUCAAGGCGCCACUUGUAAGAGAGCCACGUGGUGCUUCCAUUGAUUCAUAAGUUAACUGGUAACCAAAUUCACCUUUAUUUAAUAGUUUAUUGUAAUUGGUUU
This is a messenger RNA of Bactrocera tryoni, 523 nucleotides long. RefSeq names its product hibernation-associated plasma protein HP-25-like. The coding region runs from base 113 to 439 and encodes 108 amino acids. NCBI's taxonomy places the organism in Eukaryota, Metazoa, Arthropoda, Insecta, Diptera, Tephritidae. The transcript is spliced from 4 exons. The record is from RefSeq and is a predicted model, not a curated record.